Messenger RNA from Adineta ricciae, 1356 nucleotides. Lineage: Eukaryota; Metazoa; Rotifera; Eurotatoria; Adinetida; Adinetidae. The record is from the annotation of a GenBank genome assembly.
AUGCAUAAACAUCAAACAAGUAUCGGCGAUGAAUCAACAUCAUCGUCAUCAUCAUCAAAUAAUAACGUACACGAAUACAAACCCGAAUUAAGUGAGCUUGUCCGCUUCCAACAACAACAGCAACAGCAACAACAGCAGCAGCAGCAUCACCAGCAUCACCAACAUCAACAACAGCAAUUAUCAAGUUCAUUGCUUGACCAUCAUCAAUUGGAUUAUGCAACACUGGUACCGGUACCAUCAUUAGUAACAGCAAAACUUGAAACAGACGCACCAGGCAUGCACUUUUACGAUAAUCCAUCAAACUAUAUGUUAACACCUUCAUCCUAUGAUUUAAACCAUCCAAUGGAAAAAGCAAAUAUUGGUUUAGUUUCUUCGAUUCAACAGUCAACGAUUCCAGCUACAGUUGUAGCAAAUCGUCGUGGUAAUGCACCCUCGAAACCUCCGUAUUCUUACAUUAGUCUGAUUACUAUGGCUAUUCAACACACAUCAUCUCGGAUGGUUACGUUGAAUGAUAUUUAUCAAUUCAUUAUGGAUGUUUUUCCUUAUUAUCGACAAAACCAACAACGUUGGCAAAACUCCAUUCGACAUUCGUUAUCGUUCAAUGACUGUUUCGUUAAAGUACCACGCGGACCGGAUCGUCCUGGUAAGGGUUCGUAUUGGACUCUACAUCCUGAGGCGGGAAACAUGUUCGAAAACGGUUGCUAUCUUCGCCGACAGAAGCGUUUUAAAUGCACAAGGCAAGUGACAAAAACUCGUACACGACAAACAAAUCAGAAUCAACAGACAACGUCCAUAACAGACAAAAUUGAUCCAUCUAUAUCAUCUGCUGAGGAAUCGGACAACGAAUCCGACAGUAGUCAACAUCAUAUACUUAUGUCAACGUCACCGAAUCCCAGACAUAUUUCAGUAAACAAUUCAACAGUGACAAUAAAUCAUUUCACAUCGCCAGUACCAAAACUACUAUCAACAAAUGAGAACGGUUAUCAUCAGCAAUCGACAAAUGACGUACUUUUAUCUGCGUCAUUGAAACACCAUGAAACUUGCCAAUCUGUUCCGCGUUCGCCGCAACAUCGUCAUCAACAUCAAAUCUAUCCGAAUGAACAACAACAAUUUGUUUCUAUUCCAACUGCACCAAUCUAUCUAGAUCUCCAACCUUAUCCACCUAAUUCAAAUUAUCUAGAAAAUGCACCACCAUCGCCACCGACAGCCGUAACAUCAACAGCAACAACUGGAAAUACUUUUUCGACAAAUGAAUCAUCACCACCUUAUUAUUUUACGCCAUUUUCAUCAUCAACGAACACUACGACGACGACGACUACUACUACUAUCGAUUACCAACAGCCUGUUCGUCUAUAG